This is a messenger RNA of Solanum stenotomum, 804 nucleotides long. RefSeq lists its product as uncharacterized. The transcript has a single exon. The record is from RefSeq and is a predicted model, not a curated record. Gene Ontology annotation, molecular function: nucleic acid binding. Gene Ontology annotation, biological process: DNA integration. Bases 1 to 804 code for a protein of 267 amino acids. Lineage: Eukaryota; Viridiplantae; Streptophyta; Magnoliopsida; Solanales; Solanaceae.
AUGAAUGAGGUGCAUUCAGGGGUUUGUGGCCCUCACAUGAACGGUUAUGUUCUAGCAAAAAAGAUUAUCCGGGCAGGGUACUAUUGGUUGACCAUGGAGCGAGAUUGCUUUCGAUUUGUAUGCAGGUGCCAUCAGUGCCAAAUUCAUAGCGACUUGAUUCACUCACCCCCUUUAGAGUUGCACCCUAUGUCUGCUCCGUGGCCUUUUGUGGCUUGGGGAUUGGACAUUAUUGGGCCGAUUGAGCCGAAAGCAUCUAAUGGGCAUCGGUUUAUUUUAGUUGCCAUCGACUACUUUACCAAAUGGGUGGAAGCUGUCACAUUCAAAUCAGUCACCAAGAAAGCAGUGGUGGACUUUGUUCAUUCAAACAUCAUAUGUCGUUUCGGCAUACCAAAAAUCAUUAUUACAGACAAUGCAGUGAAUCUCAAUAACCACUUGAUGAAGGAAGUUUGUGAGCAAUUUAAAAUUGUUCAUCGUCAUUCAACCCCUUAUCGACCCAAAGCAAAUGGGGCUGUUGAAGCGGCAAAUAAAAACAUCAAGAAGAUUCUUAGGAAAAUAGUGCAAGGAUCUAGACAGUGGCAUGAAAAACUACCAUUUGCUCUCUUGGGAUACCGCACGACUAUUCGUACGUCAAUCGGUGCAACUCCUUACUUAUUAGUUUACGGUACUGAGGCUGUCAUACCCGCAGAAGUUCAAAUCCCUUCUCUUCGAAUCAUUGUCGAGGCAGAAAUUGAGGACACGAAAUGGGUUAAAUCAAGGUUAGAACAAUUAGCACUGAUAGACGAAAAACGGUUGACAUCAAUUUGA